Messenger RNA from Brugia malayi, 336 nucleotides. RefSeq names its product Zinc finger, C2H2 type family protein. The transcript has 3 exons. Bases 1 to 336 code for a protein of 111 amino acids. The record is from RefSeq and is a predicted model, not a curated record. NCBI's taxonomy places the organism in Eukaryota, Metazoa, Nematoda, Chromadorea, Rhabditida, Onchocercidae.
AUGGUACCAUCGGUAUCCUCGUAUUCUUCACCAAAAAAACUCCUCUUACAUGCAUCAAUUCUACGUCAUUUGCAACUGUUCAUUGGUUUCUGUAUUUUACCUUCGAAUAUUCCCUACACAUACUGCGUGGUUUGUAUUGGUAUGCUUUGGGAUGCAUUCGCAGUGCCUGCAUCCAUCGGUCCAUUGCGACGUAUCAGUGGAAAAGCUCACGAAUACAGCGACCAAGAAGCAAAGAGCAAACAUAUCCAACAGCGUAAAGCGUUAGGUCGCAAAAGUAAUAUAUGUGAUAUAACGAUUCGGAAAAUUUGUACAAAGCUUGGAACAUCUGACGAAUAA